CCCAAUUAUCGCAACCACAAAAAUACUCCCUAAGUAUCAGAUUUACGCCAAAGGAAUAUCAUCAGCUCAGCUCGAAAAUGUCGACUGAUGUCUACCGACCGCCCAAACGUGCCCGUCAAGCCUGUGAUCCAUGCCGGCGAAAAAAGUCUCGAUGUCCAGGCGAGAGACCAGUCUGCUCGUACUGCGAUAGGCUGGGACAACAAUGCGUGUAUUCUGACUCUGGAGAAUUAGGCCCUGGCGCCACUGAAAUGGCGAGGCGGUUGGAAAAUGUAGAGGGGAGGUUGGAGGAAUUGAUAAGUAGCUUGAGAGCCGAUGCUAAUAUAGGUUAUAGUAGUUCUAGACAGACCAUGACGCCGGUGACUGUUCAAAUGGACUCAAUUUUGAGAGCUGCUCAACUGUAUAUCAGCUUUUGUAAUUACCAACCCCUUCCUUUAUUUGAUCCAGAGGACUUCGUCGAAACUAUCGCCACUCGGGAUCCGGAACUUAUCCUUGCAAUCCAGGCGAUCAGUCUGCGGUUCGAACGCGAAGUAGAAGUUGGGGAAGCACAUAUUCUUGAAUAUGCCAGAAAUGCGCGCUCCCUGGUUAUGGAUCGGAUCAACAGUGGGGACUUGGAGCUCUCAACUUUACAGACGCUUUGCCUAUUAGCUAUGUUCGAGUUUUCAGUGGGACAUACCAUACAGGCAGGGUUGACAUUGAACAUAGCGGCCUAUCUCGCACAAAGCGUCAACACCAAUGGUGAGAUUCUGACCAACAUCCAAACAGAUGCGGACGAAAAGCGUCGCUGUUCUUGGAGUAUUUAUAUGUUACGACAUCUUCAAGGGGACGGGAUUCAAACAAGUCGACUUAUAUCAGGCGUUCACACGCCCUUCAACACCGGGUCGGGAUUAUCGCCGAAAUACACUCCACCGUCAAUCAGAGAACCACGAGGAUCUAAUACAAAGGAGGACCUUGGCCUCGUCUCCUACACUAUUCAACUGAGUGAGGUGUGGGCUCUGGCGAUGAACUAUGCUGCCACCAAGGUUGAUCCAGUCUCUCUUCCUCCCUGGUUCCCUGAAUCCGAUUACUCUGUAGUUUCCUUUCGACAUACUGAGUUCGAUAGUCUUGUCCCACUAAAAUACCGGUACCACGCAGAGAAUUUACAAAACCACAGUUUACAGGAACUAAAUGAGCGUCGUGAUUUUUGGGGUCCCUGGCUUUUUGUCCAGAUUAUGUUCGAAACGAUUCCCUGCUUACUGAAUCACCCAUUCCUGCUAUCGAUGAGAUUACGAAGCUUCAGGCAUACCAUGCCCCACUCUUUCAUUCGGCAGUCGUUUGAGAACAUUACCCUUCACGCGAGUUGGAUUCUUCACAUAAUUGACCUUGUAGAGCAUAAGGGGUUUGAGAUCUGCGAUCCGAUCUUGGCCCAUUGUGUAGUUAUUGUUGCCACAAUACAUCUCCAACAUAGCUUUGUCGACGACCAAGGGUUGCGAGAUACAGCGAGAAACGGCUAUAAUAAAUGUGUGCGUUUUCUCCAGCCAUUGGGGGAGCGAUGGCCCCAUGUCAGAAAUAUGAUGCAAAAACUACAUCGCUUACGGGAAGGCGUUUCCACGAGCACAAACAGCCAGUCAUGGUCCAAUAACGCAAAACUUUUGUGGGAAUUACUGGUCUAUGAUCGGGCCAGCAGCUCCCAAUCUACUGGUGAUUUCUUAGGAGCAACACUAUCCGACCCUAAUGCCAAGCAUACAGCCUCUAGCUUCAUGACUCCGGAUCCAGAUUUUCCUCUCGUUGGGUCAGCAGGGAUAUCUGGCCACAAGACAGUGGCCAAAGAAGUCGUUGCGUAUCCACCGGAGUCUGUUUCGACUCCACCGGCCUCUUUUACAUCUGGGCCGGAUAUGCACCAGGCUCCAUCUGCGGAGCCUUUCGGUUUGAUCGGGACACCGGCGGAAGGGAUGCUGAAUGAUAAUCUGUUUUUGGCACCGGAGAGCUACGGAAGGGCUAUUGAGGAUUGGUGGAACUUCACUUCUUCGUAG
Messenger RNA from Aspergillus caelatus, 2009 nucleotides. RefSeq lists its product as uncharacterized. Gene Ontology annotation, cellular component: nucleus. The coding region runs from base 78 to 2009 and encodes 643 amino acids. The record is from RefSeq and is a predicted model, not a curated record. The transcript is spliced from 7 exons. Lineage: Eukaryota; Fungi; Ascomycota; Eurotiomycetes; Eurotiales; Aspergillaceae. Gene Ontology annotation, molecular function: zinc ion binding; DNA-binding transcription factor activity, RNA polymerase II-specific; DNA binding. Gene Ontology annotation, biological process: DNA-templated transcription; regulation of DNA-templated transcription.